AUGGCACCGCCCCAAAAUCAGGGGCGUCGUGUACCAUCAGAAGAUGAUUUCACCGACGAAGAUGAAGCUACGCCGCUAAAUCAAGAAAUUUACGGUGGAAGUCAAAAAGUAUCGUCGGAAAGUACGAGAGGAUGGGACGUUUUCAGGAAUCCUCCACCAAAAAUCGACAGCGGUUCCAUGGCCAAUCAAAGAUGCCUGGACAUGACGAUGCAAGUUUUAAAAGUCAUCGCGUAUUUGUUCACGUUCAUAAUCGUAUUGGUAUCGGGUGUCGUGGCAAAAGGAACCUUUUUACUCAUGACCUCUCAAUUGCGAGAGGAUAGAGUUAUACCGUAUUGUAAUAAAAAAUUAGGACGAGAUAUGCAGUUUGUCGUAAGCCUUCCAGAGGUUGAAAGAACGGCAUGGAUGUGGGCUCUAGUCGUAGCAUUUACAAUACCUGAAUUAGGUACCCUAAUUCGAUCCUUGAGGAUAUGCUUUUUUAAAUCAUCCGUCAAACCUAGAUUUUCAACAUUGCUUUUCGUCGGACUCAUGGAAUCAUUACACACGUUCGGAAUGGCUCUCCUAGUCUUUGUGGUACUUCCGGAAAUAGACGUCGUAAGGGGUGCCAUGUUGACAAAUUGCGUUUGUUUAGUACCCGGUGUUUUAGGUAUUUUAUCUCGUAAUAACAAAGAACCAAAAAAAUUUGUCAAAUCAAUCGUUGAUUUUCUUGCAAUUGUCGCACAAGCAACAGGUUUGAUUGUUUGGCCUUUAUUAGACGGUGGUAAAAGGCCAAAAAUUUGGGUGAUACCCAUUUCGAUAACUUUGAUAUCGUGCGGAUGGUGGGAAAAUUACACCACAAAACAAUCGAGAAUAGGUUUUAUGAAAUAUUUAGGAUCGAUAAAAGAAGAAUUGGUUAAAAAAGCUCGUUAUUCAACAUAUGCAGUUAUUUCAGUAUGGAAAAUAUUAUUUUUUUUCGGUUCGACCGUAUUGUUAAUAUUUAUGAAGGGUGAAAACGUCAGUAAUUUUUUUAAAUUAUUAAUACCGUCUUUACAACCGCAUAAAAUUAUGGUUUCGGAGAAUUUGGUUAAAAUUCAAAGUGGUACAUUACCGGAUCUACAAGAUCUCACAUUGACAGGUGAUACCGUCGAUAUUGAUGCAUCUUAUCAUGCUGCCAUUUAUAUAUUAUUAAUACACGUUCAAGCCGGUUAUUUAUGUUAUGUAUUCGGAAAAUUUGCAUGUAAAAUAUUAAUUCAAGGAUUCAGUUACGCUUUUCCAGUUAAUUUAACCAUACCUAUUGCAAUUUCUUUACUAAUUGCCGCUUGCGGAUUAAGAAACGAAGAUCCUUGUUUUUAUCAGGGAUUUUUACCCGAUUAUUUAUUUUUCGAAUCUCCAAACGUUUUCUAUUUGGACGAAUUUAUUUUCAAACAGCACGGUUGGAUUUGGAUAUUAUGGCUACUGUCACAAACAUGGAUAACUCUUCACAUUUGGACUCCAAAAUGCGAAAGAUUGGCCACAACGGAAAAACUUUUCGUCACUCCCAUGUAUUCCUCUCUCUUGAUCGAUCAAUCUUUAGGAUUAAAUAGAAGAAGAGAUGACGAAGCGGAUGUUAAAACAGAGGUCAGUGUGAAAUAUACAAAAGAAAAAGGUGAUGAACAUUACGAAACGAUAUCGGUUCAAACUGACGGGAGUUCCACGGCUCCAAAAUCAAAUGUUAAAUCAUCUGACCAUAUCACAAGAAUAUUUGCUUGUGCUACCAUGUGGCACGAAACAAAAGAAGAAAUGAUGGAAAUGUUGAAAUCGAUUUUGCGAUUAGAUGAAGAUCAAUGUGCAAGAAGAGUUGCUCAAAAAUACCUUAGAGUAGUCGAUCAGAAUUAUUACGAAUUCGAAACUCAUAUUUUCUUUGACGAUGCAUUCGAAAUAGAAGAUGAACAAACUGAAAACGUUAUCGUUAAUCGUUUCGUUAAAUUGUUAGUUGCAACGAUGGACGAAGCUGCUCAAGCCGUUCAUCAAACGAACAAUAUUAGAAUUAAACCACCUAAAAAAUAUCCUACUCCAUACGGUGGACGUCUCGUCUGGACUUUGCCAGGAAAAACUAAAAUGUAUGCUCACUUAAAGGAUAAAUCGAAAAUAAGACAUAGGAAACGUUGGAGUCAAGUCAUGUACAUGUACUAUCUACUGGGUCAUAGAUUAAUGGAACUUCCUAUUUCUGUCGAUCGAAAAGAAGUUAUGGCUGAUAACACUUACCUUCUUACUCUUGAUGGUGAUAUUGAUUUUCAACCUCAAGCCGUGCAAUUGCUUGUAGAUUUAAUGAAGAAAAAUAGAAACUUGGGAGCUGCAUGCGGUCGUAUACAUCCCGUCGGUUCAGGGCCUAUGGUAUGGUAUCAAAUGUUUGAAUAUGCUAUUGGGCAUUGGCUUCAAAAAGCUACAGAACAUAUGAUCGGAUGUGUACUUUGUAGUCCUGGUUGUUUCUCUCUUUUCCGUGGUAAAGCUUUAAUGGAUGAUAAUGUAAUGAGAAAAUACACAACGAAAUCAGAAGAGGCCAGACAUUACGUGCAAUACGAUCAGGGAGAAGAUCGGUGGCUUUGUACUUUACUCUUACAAAGAGGAUAUCGUGUUGAAUAUUCGGCUGCAAGUGACGCUUACACUCACUGUCCAGAAAGUUUCAAUGAAUUUUACACGCAACGUCGUCGAUGGGUACCCUCAACUAUGGCUAACAUUAUGGAUUUGCUUAUGGAUUAUAAAAGAACAAUUAAAAUAAACGACAACAUUUCCUUACCUUAUAUAUUUUAUCAAAUGAUGUUGAUGGGUGGUACCAUUUUAGGACCCGGUACCAUAUUUCUUAUGUUGGUGGGAGCUUUCGUAGCAGCUUUCAAAAUCGACAAUUGGACUUCUUUCUAUUAUAACAUUAUUCCUAUACUUCUUUUUAUGGUCGUUUGUUUCUUGUGUAAAGGACCCAUACAACUUAUAGUCGCGCAAAUACUGUCAACGGGAUACGCGUUAGUUAUGAUGGCUGUCAUAGUCGGUACGGCACUUCAAUUGGGCGAGGACGGUAUCGGUUCUCCUUCUGCAAUAUUUUUGAUAGCGCUGUCGGGAUCGUUUUUCAUAGCAGCGUGUUUACAUCCGCAAGAAUUUUGGUGUAUUGUUCCUGGUUUGUUGUAUCUUUUAGCCAUUCCGUCUAUGUACUUGUUGCUUAUUCUUUACUCCAUUGUGAAUUUGAACGUCGUCACGUGGGGUACGAGAGAAGUGCAAACUAAAAAAACGAAAAAGGAACUGGAAGAGGAACGAAAAGCCGCGGAAGAAGCUAAAAGAAAAGCUAGACAAAAUUCACUUUUGGGAUUUUUACAAGGAAUCGGUACCGGUGAUAAUAAUGAAGAAGGUUCGUUAGACAUAUCCUUUGCUGGAUUGUUCAGGUGCAUGUUUUGCACACAUCCAAAAACCAUCGAUGAAAAAGAACAACUUUUAAGAAUCGCUGAAUCAUUGGAAGAAGUUCAGAAAAGGAUGGAAAAUAUCGAAAGACAUGUUGAUCCACAUGCUGCUGCUUCAGGACGACGAAGAACGACUUCCACAAGUAGUAGAGAUCAUCUUCAUUCUCAUCAUGAAGCACCAGAAGAAGAUCAAGAAGGUGAAGACGAUAGCGAAACUGUAUCCACAGAACCGAAAAACGACCGCGACGAUUUAAUGAAUCCAUAUUGGAUAGAAGACAAAGCUUUAAAAAAAGGCGAAGUCGACUUUUUACCACAAGCAGAAAUCAAAUUUUGGCAGGAACUUUUGGAAAAGUAUUUGUAUCCGAUUGAUGAAGAUAAAGAUGAAAAGGCAAAAAUCUCCCGCGAAUUAAAAGACCUACGAGAUAGAUCCGUUAUGGGAUUCUUUAUGAUCAAUGCUUUAUUCGUCUUAAUCGUAUUUUUACUUCAACUCAACAAAGACAACCUUCAUGUAAAUUGGCCAUUUGGAGUCAAGACAAACAUCACGUACGAUAGUUCUACCCAAGAGAUUCUUAUAUCGAAAGAAUAUUUGCAAUUGGAACCCAUCGGUUUGGUUUUCGUCUUUUUCUUCGCUUUAAUUCUCGUAAUACAAUUUACCGCCAUGUUGUUUCAUCGAUUUGGUACAUUGUCACAUAUUUUGGCUUCUACGACUUUGAACUGCUGUAGUAAAAAGAUCGAAGAUUCUUCGGAAACUUUGCUUUCGAAACACGGGGUCGAUAUCGUUAAAAAUCUACAAAGAAUUCGAGGUUUGGAUGGAGAAUACGACAACGAUUCAGGUUCGAGUUCAGGAAAUGUCGGCAGACGAAAAACAAUACACAAUUUGGAAAAUAACAUGAAGAGAAAAAGAACGAUCGGUACUUUAGAUGUUGCGUUCAAGGAAAGAUUUUUCAAAAUGAAAGAAGAAAAUGGAAAACUUUUCAACGGAACGCCAAUUUUGGGAAGGAGCAUGAAUCAUUUGAAAAAGGAAACAAUAAAAGCGUUGGAAGUUAGAAGAAAUACUGUAAUGGCAGAAAGAAGAAAAUCUAAAAUGCAAACAUUAGGAGCAAAUGGAGAUAUUUACGGAGGUGGUAGCAUAUAUGGAGUCACGCCAUCAGUCAAUGGUAGAAGUCAUAGAAGUUCGAAUGCUGGAAUUAACGUUCGUGACGUUUUUUCUGACGUACCCGGUGGACAAAUAAAUCGAGCUUUUGAUACGUCACAUGAUUUAAUAUCAGAAGACGAAAUUGAAAAUUCAAAUGAUAUGAGACUGAGAAACGUUGGUAGAAGCUCAGUUACCUGGAAGUCUGAAGUACCAUCGAGAAAUCGUUUGUAA
Messenger RNA from Pediculus humanus corporis (human body louse), 4767 nucleotides. Its product is annotated as chitin synthase, putative. The transcript is spliced from 21 exons. Bases 1 to 4767 code for a protein of 1588 amino acids. The record is from RefSeq and is a predicted model, not a curated record. Lineage: Eukaryota; Metazoa; Arthropoda; Insecta; Psocodea; Pediculidae. Gene Ontology annotation, molecular function: chitin synthase activity. Gene Ontology annotation, cellular component: cell septum; cell periphery.